AUGGGCGAAAUUGGGGAUCAGGGCGAAAUCGGCCAGCUGGGCGACGUUGGGGAACCUGGCCAAUCUGGAGAUUCAGGGGAGCUUGGCGAGCAAGGAGAGGUUGGAGAGAAGGGACAGCCAGGCAAGGUUCAAGGCGAUCAAGGUGAGCAGGGCCCUCAAGGUUUUAAAGGAGACGAAGGAGAUGGAGGAAAGGAGGGGGAACCGGGUGAAUCUGGUCCUGUCGGUGAAGUAGGACCGGUUGGAAAGGCAGCAGAGCCAGUCUACUCGCCCAUCCUUUUCGCUAGACACCAUCAGGAUCCUUCGAGCAUCUCGUGUCCUGAGAACACAACAGAGGUCUAUCGAGGGUUCAGCUAUGUGAUGGGUGGAGGGAUUGACGAUCUCGUCAGCAUGGAUCUAGGUAGACACUAUUAG
Messenger RNA from Protopolystoma xenopodis, 411 nucleotides. NCBI's taxonomy places the organism in Eukaryota, Metazoa, Platyhelminthes, Monogenea, Polystomatidea, Polystomatidae. The record is from the annotation of a GenBank genome assembly.